Messenger RNA from Mus musculus (house mouse), 8213 nucleotides. RefSeq names its product toll-like receptor 4 (gene Tlr4). The transcript has 2 exons. Gene Ontology annotation, biological process: positive regulation of matrix metallopeptidase secretion; positive regulation of interleukin-12 production; cellular response to mechanical stimulus. Gene Ontology annotation, cellular component: external side of plasma membrane; endosome membrane; membrane. Lineage: Eukaryota; Metazoa; Chordata; Mammalia; Rodentia; Muridae. Bases 708 to 2591 code for a protein of 627 amino acids. The record is from RefSeq and is a predicted model, not a curated record. Gene Ontology annotation, molecular function: signaling receptor activity; signaling receptor binding; transmembrane signaling receptor activity.
GCAAACGCCUUCUUCCUGUUCUAGUCUUCAGUCUUCUAACUUCCCUCCUGCGACGGGGCAGAUCGAUUCUAGAACAAAACCAAAAGUGAGAAUGCUAAGGUUGGCACUCUCACUUCCUCUUUGAAUAUAGUACUUGCAGAGGGGCACCCACUGGGAGGGAAGAGGCAGGUGUCCCAGGGACUCUGCGCUGCCACCAGUUACAGAUCGUCAUGUUCUCUCAUGGCCUCCACUGGUUGCAGAAAAUGCCAGGAUGAUGCCUCCCUGGCUCCUGGCUAGGACUCUGAUCAUGGCACUGUUCUUCUCCUGCCUGACACCAGGAAGCUUGAAUCCCUGCAUAGAGGUGUGAAAUUGAAACAAUUGAAGACAAGGCAUGGCAUGGCUUACACCACCUCUCAAACUUGAUACUGACAGGAAACCCUAUCCAGAGUUUUUCCCCAGGAAGUUUCUCUGGACUAACAAGUUUAGAGAAUCUGGUGGCUGUGGAGACAAAAUUGGCCUCUCUAGAAAGCUUCCCUAUUGGACAGCUUAUAACCUUAAAGAAACUCAAUGUGGCUCACAAUUUUAUACAUUCCUGUAAGUUACCUGCAUAUUUUUCCAAUCUGACGAACCUAGUACAUGUGGAUCUUUCUUAUAACUAUAUUCAAACUAUUACUGUCAACGACUUACAGUUUCUACGUGAAAAUCCACAAGUCAAUCUCUCUUUAGACAUGUCUUUGAACCCAAUUGACUUCAUUCAAGACCAAGCCUUUCAGGGAAUUAAGCUCCAUGAACUGACUCUAAGAGGUAAUUUUAAUAGCUCAAAUAUAAUGAAAACUUGCCUUCAAAACCUGGCUGGUUUACACGUCCAUCGGUUGAUCUUGGGAGAAUUUAAAGAUGAAAGGAAUCUGGAAAUUUUUGAACCCUCUAUCAUGGAAGGACUAUGUGAUGUGACCAUUGAUGAGUUCAGGUUAACAUAUACAAAUGAUUUUUCAGAUGAUAUUGUUAAGUUCCAUUGCUUGGCGAAUGUUUCUGCAAUGUCUCUGGCAGGUGUAUCUAUAAAAUAUCUAGAAGAUGUUCCUAAACAUUUCAAAUGGCAAUCCUUAUCAAUCAUUAGAUGUCAACUUAAGCAGUUUCCAACUCUGGAUCUACCCUUUCUUAAAAGUUUGACUUUAACUAUGAACAAAGGGUCUAUCAGUUUUAAAAAAGUGGCCCUACCAAGUCUCAGCUAUCUAGAUCUUAGUAGAAAUGCACUGAGCUUUAGUGGUUGCUGUUCUUAUUCUGAUUUGGGAACAAACAGCCUGAGACACUUAGACCUCAGCUUCAAUGGUGCCAUCAUUAUGAGUGCCAAUUUCAUGGGUCUAGAAGAGCUGCAGCACCUGGAUUUUCAGCACUCUACUUUAAAAAGGGUCACAGAAUUCUCAGCGUUCUUAUCCCUUGAAAAGCUACUUUACCUUGACAUCUCUUAUACUAACACCAAAAUUGACUUCGAUGGUAUAUUUCUUGGCUUGACCAGUCUCAACACAUUAAAAAUGGCUGGCAAUUCUUUCAAAGACAACACCCUUUCAAAUGUCUUUGCAAACACAACAAACUUGACAUUCCUGGAUCUUUCUAAAUGUCAAUUGGAACAAAUAUCUUGGGGGGUAUUUGACACCCUCCAUAGACUUCAAUUAUUAAAUAUGAGUCACAACAAUCUAUUGUUUUUGGAUUCAUCCCAUUAUAACCAGCUGUAUUCCCUCAGCACUCUUGAUUGCAGUUUCAAUCGCAUAGAGACAUCUAAAGGAAUACUGCAACAUUUUCCAAAGAGUCUAGCCUUCUUCAAUCUUACUAACAAUUCUGUUGCUUGUAUAUGUGAACAUCAGAAAUUCCUGCAGUGGGUCAAGGAACAGAAGCAGUUCUUGGUGAAUGUUGAACAAAUGACAUGUGCAACACCUGUAGAGAUGAAUACCUCCUUAGUGUUGGAUUUUAAUAAUUCUACCUGUUAUAUGUACAAGACAAUCAUCAGUGUGUCAGUGGUCAGUGUGAUUGUGGUAUCCACUGUAGCAUUUCUGAUAUACCACUUCUAUUUUCACCUGAUACUUAUUGCUGGCUGUAAAAAGUACAGCAGAGGAGAAAGCAUCUAUGAUGCAUUUGUGAUCUACUCGAGUCAGAAUGAGGACUGGGUGAGAAAUGAGCUGGUAAAGAAUUUAGAAGAAGGAGUGCCCCGCUUUCACCUCUGCCUUCACUACAGAGACUUUAUUCCUGGUGUAGCCAUUGCUGCCAACAUCAUCCAGGAAGGCUUCCACAAGAGCCGGAAGGUUAUUGUGGUAGUGUCUAGACACUUUAUUCAGAGCCGUUGGUGUAUCUUUGAAUAUGAGAUUGCUCAAACAUGGCAGUUUCUGAGCAGCCGCUCUGGCAUCAUCUUCAUUGUCCUUGAGAAGGUUGAGAAGUCCCUGCUGAGGCAGCAGGUGGAAUUGUAUCGCCUUCUUAGCAGAAACACCUACCUGGAAUGGGAGGACAAUCCUCUGGGGAGGCACAUCUUCUGGAGAAGACUUAAAAAUGCCCUAUUGGAUGGAAAAGCCUCGAAUCCUGAGCAAACAGCAGAGGAAGAACAAGAAACGGCAACUUGGACCUGAGGAGAACAAAACUCUGGGGCCUAAACCCAGUCUGUUUGCAAUUAAUAAAUGCUACAGCUCACCUGGGGCUCUGCUAUGGACCGAGAGCCCAUGGAACACAUGGCUGCUAAGCUAUAGCAUGGACCUUACCGGGCAGAAGGAAGUAGCACUGACACCUUCCUUUCCAGGGGUAUGAAUUACCUAACUCGGGAAAAGAAACAUAAUCCAGAAUCUUUACCUUUAAUCUGAAGGAGAAGAGGCUAAGGCCUAGUGAGAACAGAAAGGAGAACCAGUCUUCACUGGGCCUUUUGAAUACAAGCCAUGUCAUGUUCUGUGUUUCAGUUGCUUUAGAAGAGUAUUGAUAGUUUCAACUGAACUGAACGGUUUCUUACUUUCCCUUUUUUCUACUGAAUGCAAUAUUAAAUAGCUCUUUUUGAGAGGUCUUCAUUCCAAUUUCAUCUUCCAUUUUAUGUCAUUUUCUUUUCUUUUUUUUUUUUAUCUAAUUCUAUAAGAAAUAUGAUUGAUACACGCUCACAGAUAGCCUGGCCAAUCCUAAGAAUGCUAUAUUUAUUAAAUACAAUUCCUAGUAUACUUUUACUUUUAUAAAUUCAGUUAUCGUUUUUCAUGCCUUGACUAUAAACUAAUAUCAUAAAUAAGAUUGUUACAGGUAUGCUAAGAAGGCCCAUAUUUGACUAUAAUUUUUUAAGAAAGUAUGUAAAAUAUACUUUGUCAUAUUGUCACUGAAUGUCAUUCUUAAGUUAUUACCUAAGUUAUGGAUGUCACAGAGUCAGUGUUAAAAAUAAUUUGGUUGAUAGAAAUAUUUUUAAUCAGGAGGGAAAAGUGGAGAGGGGUGCAGGAACAGAAAUCAUGAUUUCAUCAUUUAUUCUUGAUUUUUCCGGAAGUUCACAUAGCUGAAUGACAAGACUACAUAUGCUGCAACUGAUGUUCCUUCUCAUCAAGGAUACUCUCUGAAGGACUUGAGAACAUUUUGGGGAGGAAGAAAGGUCUAACAUCCUUUUCCUUCAUCAUUCUCAUUUCUGGACAUGCCUUGUGAGAUGGAUGAAUGUUGGGAGUACACAUUUCUGCUUUCACCUUAUUUCAGUCAGCAUGAACACUGAAUAUAUAAUGUCAUUUCACAGUGUGUGUGUGUGUGUGUUGUGUAUGUACAUAUAUGAACCUGUACAUGUGUUUAAGUUUAAAGAGAAAAUAGUGUACAGAGCAGCUCUAUAUUUGUGAUAGGGCUUUAAAUAGUUGAGCUAAUUCAGAAAAGUAUGGAGAUUUCUUGGUAAAGGAAACCAAAGUAGAAUCAUUACAAGAUCUAACAAUAAAAAUUUUGAAACAAUCCUACAAGUAAAUAUAUUGGAUUUUCUUGUCCAUUAAGACAAUAUUCAUACUAUUGAAAUUAUGGAAACAACCCUUGGAAGGUUAAUGCAUAGAGACAGAAUGCUAUCUACUUGCAGUGGAAUGUGAUUUGACCUUGGAGAAGAAGCAAACCUUGCUACUUGUGAGCAGAUGCAUAAAGGUGGAGGUUUUUUAUUGUAAGUGAAAUAUGCCAGGCACAGAAGGAACUGGCCUUUCAGGAACUUUUGAUGACAUGAGCAAAGUUAGAAAAAAUAAUAUGCAGAACAAUAGAAGAGGAAGACAAAAGAAAGACAGCCCUAGGAUGUAUUCUUCACAACGAUUUUAAACAAUAUGCUUGAAAGAGAAUGAAGUUAUUAGUAUCAAUUAAGAUGUCUACAAUUUUCAUAAUUCCAUUCAAACUGGAACAUAGCCACCUAAUUAUUUGUCUCUUGUUAGCCAAGUGAAAUAGCAGAUCAAGAAUCUCCCCAUUUUUCUGAUAUAAAAACCCAAAUUCUAAUGCAGUAAAUGUCUUGUCAAUCAGCCAGAUAGCACAGAAGAGGCAAGGCGACAGUCUGUGCCCCUUCCCUCUCACAGAAACUCCUGUGCACUCUAGCCCACUGCUUCAGGCUACAAGCUAGAAAAGCAAGAAGUGAAAGUGCCACAGUUCUCUAUGUGGUUAGUGCCAGUCAGGGUCAUUCAACUUAAACCAUGAGUCAUUAAGAAAAUACAUAUGCAUGCAUGCAUUAAUGCACAGAGUAGUUUAUUUAUAACAACUCUUUCCAUAAAGGGCUGGGGAGUUUUCAACAAAAUAUAAAGGAACAAUUAGUUUAAUCAAAAGAAAGAAAUAUAGGCAGAAGAAAGAAAUGAAAGAAAGAAAGGAAAGUUUUAACUGUGUAUUCCAGGUUUAAUUCUAGAGAUCUUCUGGAAUUUUAGAGAGUGUGACUUUUGGAGAAUUCCUAAACUCAUUUUCAGAUUAUAUUACGUAUGUGACUUGGCCUUCAUCUGUCUGAGAGCUAAGAAAGAAAUGAAGAUCAUGCAUUUAUUAUUAGGCCAUUACAAACUAAUAAAUAUAAAGAUAAAAGGGAGACUCUGUGGAUGAGUCUCCCUCUUGGCUUUCUUAUGGGUAGUCAGAGAGAAGCACUCAGUAGCCUUAUCCUUGACAACAUUUUUGUCACAUUUGUUUUCCCAGUCUGUAGGACAACAGCAGUCCUUAUGACUAAAGUAGAUUGUAUCUUUUUUACCUAGCUUCUAUUCAUCUGUGUUGUCCUAGCUUCCUUUUUGAGUCUACAGCCUUUGAGAAAUCACUAGAAGUCACUGGAACCUCAUGCUUUGACUUGAGGCAGUCCUCAUAUGUGUUCCUAGGUACUCGAGGGGUCAGUUGGGAGACUGGGGAGCCAUAUCUUAACCAUCAGCUUUGCUUCCUUGGUGUUGAGCAUCAUGCCUGACAAAGUAAGCAGACAAUGCCUGUAUACGUGAAGAAGAGGAGAAUCAUUAAUGCAUGUUUUCUUGGUGUGCUGUUGUCCUUGAUACAUUCCAGUUCAGAAUCUAAAGUCCUAGGGAUCUUAGCUGUCAACUUAGUUUUCCCUGUCUGUCACUUUGUAUGGAUGAUUUAAAUUGCUUCUUCACUUGGUUGCUUGACACCAUGUAUUCUAAAAUUUUGUGGAAGGUGUGUGUUGGGGGGGGGCGUAGUUCUAACAAUAGUGUUCUCUAGUGGAUACAUUAAAAUCAUAUUCAGCUAAUUAAUAUUUGAUUAAGUUUUGCAUGCUAUACCGAUUUGAUAAACAUUCACAAAAUCACAGGCUUCAAGAUUUUUCUUAACACAUCCAAAGUACACAGGCAUUAAAUGGGCAAAACUAAAUAUCAAACUGACUUUAUUUAAUAGUUUCUCUACUGUUCUCUUUUGUUUUAUGUCAAGAGUUGAAUGCCACUGUUCUGUAUUUUUAAUUAUUUAUUGUUUGCUAUUGUGAGAAUUCAAAGCCAGAACUUUGAGGAGCUGACAGAGGCACUGUGGCCUAUGAAGACAGUUUUUGGAGUUAACAAUUUCCUUGGUAACUAUGGACUAUGUCUCCACACUUCAGCUCUCAUAUCUGAUGGAAUAAACUCCUUUCCAGGAGGCUUCUACUUAUGCUAAUGCACCCAAGCAAACAAGGAGGCUAAUAGAACCAGCUGUUUCUGUCUUUAUAGCAAUUUCCCAACAUUCUACACUUGAGGAUUUCUUCUGUCACAUGAUUUUUUUCAUUGGGCAUUCUUUCAAUCCUUCAUUAAAUGGCCGAGACUUCUCACUAGACCCCAACUCAAUGAAAUUCUUAAGCUGCUAGCAUUGAACAACACUGACUUUUUCAAAGCACCUUGAUAGGGAAUUUAAGCUGGACCAUCUGAAGCAGGAAAGUCUGUUGUUUUGAUGGAAUUUCCUAAUGGUACCAUUGUGGCUUUAUUUUGCCUUGUUAAUGUAAGGGAUUCAAAGCAUUUCAACUUACUACUCAUAGUUCAAGCAUCUAUUUUGCAGAUGCACUGAAAAUUAAGAGAUUGGAGAGUUUGUCAUAUAUAUUUCCAUCAUCAACUAUUCUAGUUCUUACUAAAGAAGGAGGGUGCAAAAAUUUGAAGGAUAUGUUAAAGUGCCUUCUAUACUUAAUGAUUCUUCUAGAAAAGGCAAAGUGUUGAUCUUGUUCUUUGUUAUGGUAUUAUAUCUUCUCAUGGUAAUUUGAAAGAAGUUUACAUACCAAUUUCAGUUUGUUUACCUAGGCCUUGAGAGUCAUUCUACAGUACACGAUUAGGCUACUAUGAAGACAAAAGAAAUCAUUGUGGGGAAACUCAGUACAGCUCUAGAUUUACCUUUUAUAAUAGAUGAAUCCCAGAAUGAUAAAGAUCAAGCCUGGCAUGAUGUUAAUUUAGUGGGCUAGGAUCCUGGAAACCUCCUAAAAUAGGACAUCCCAUGCAUUUGGCCUUAGCCAGUGAGGCAUCUCUGAGAAAGUGUAGAAAAACUUGCAAGGAGGUUCAGUGCUCUGAAAGACACAGAGUCAAAUGUACAUGUAAUUCCAGUUCUUCUUUUAUAUAUGUGUACUUUACAUAGUCCCUGAAGUAUCGAGAGGCUCAGGUAUAGGUGCUACCACCUUGAUAGAGUUCACUUAGCCAAAAUGCAGAAAUGGAUGCCCAGAGAGAAUAGAUUACUUGUCCUGCAUCCUGUAACUUAAAAUGUGUUAAUAAUCAUCAUAAUAAAUUCUAUCUGCCAAAUAUUUCAUAUGUGCAUGAGACUGUUUUAGUUUAAUUAUUAAAAUUGCUUUCUGAUGCAGCUCUUAGCCACAUUGUCAUUUCCCAUACAAUGAAACUGAGACCAAAAAGCAAAUUCUCCAAUUCCAAGGGUAGAAUUCAAGUAAUCCUGAUAUCCAGAGCUGCUAAUUUUUUGCCACACAGUAGACUGCUGCAGUGUCUGGGCUUUUUUGCUGGGGCUCAUUCACUCACUAACGGGAGAAUCCUGUGGACAAGGUCAGCAACUCCCUUACCAUCUAGAAAUUGAAGGUUUCAAAGGCACUGCAUGUGACUUUCCUUGAUUUCUAUGGAAAUGAAGAUGGUCCCUCCUGUGACAGUGCUAAGUGCCGAGUCUGAGUGUAAAUGUGCUUUUUGGCACAAAUUGUUCUGUUCUAAUAGUGUUGAUUAUAAUUAUAAAAUAAUGUGUUUCUGAAAGGCUGCAAGCAAUUCUGGGAAUGACAAUAAGGGUUUCGAAACAACAUGGUAUUUAUGUGAGAAGUGUUUUGUUGAAAAUUAAACCUGUGUUUAGGAGAAAGGAUCCUGUUGUUUGCUCCUAAGAAACUAUCACACCAUGUAAUUAAAUCAGAGCCAGUUGGUUGCCAAUUGGAGUUCUUGUCUCACAUGAACAAUAUUGUAUCACCUACAACAAACAAGAUAUGACUGACCAGAGGUAGCCAAGACUCUUUACCCAAAUCCUGUUUCUCUAUCUUCUCAGGGCCCAGAAAAAAGAUGGAAAUGCAUGGUCAGUUUUUUUCCAAGGCUGGGAAUUAACCUUGUAGGGUGAAGCCUUCCUCAAGUUCAUCUCAGAUUGUCCGUAAGGAAUAGGUUUUUCAUUCAAGGGCCUUUUAUAGGAGGCUGUAUCUGUAAAUAAGUGAGGAAUUCAAUGUUUGAGAGGCUGUCUUGACUUCCUUUCUUGGGAGGAAAAACAAAAUCCUUCUAUGAAGAUUAGGAAUGUCUUCGAUGUUCUCAGACCUCAAAGGCAGAAAAAAGUAUGCAGUGUAAUUUGUUUGUAUGUAUCUCUCUUAAAAUAAUAUCUACCAUAACAUUGUCUCCCAA